AAGAGGAAGAUGAAGAAAAUGAAAAUGUCCAAGGGAAAGAAAUAGAAGAGAUAGAAGUAGAUGAAGAGGAAGAAGAAAAAGAAGAGACUCUGAGGAAGAAUGAGGGCAGGAAGGGGAUGGGCAAGAAGCCUGAAGAUAGUAUAGUUGAACCUAAUGUAGAAGAAAGAUCAGAGGGAAAUGAUGACAAUAUUAAUAUUAAUAAUAUAUAUAGUGAUUGUGAAGGAGAACAAGCAGAGGAUAUAAUGAAGGAUGAGGAAUGAUGUUCUAGAAAUGACGGGAAUUUAUGGAGGUGUAGAUUACGCAGGGUUGAAGAUAACUCCAUGUGUAAGAAACUUAUUGCGAAGAAGAAUAACAAGCAGAGGUUUCCUCUAUAUAAUAAGAAGCCAUGGGUUAUGAAGCCUGCAGCUAUGAAAGGGCUAGAGAAUGGUACACUGGAUGUUUGUAAAAAUGGCACUGAGAACAAAGAGGUCGAGAAAGAUACACAUACUAUUUUGGGGGGAAGGCUAACAAAGGCUAGCAAGAAUGCCAAAGCUCCUAUUCCAAUCCAGGAGAAAAAACUAAAGCCACAGAAUGUGUAUGAUGAAAAUGGGAUCAAGAUUGAUUCGGAUAUGUGUCAUCAGUGCCAAAGGAAUGACAAGGGGAGAGUUGUGAGGUGCACUAAGUGCAAGACCAAACGGUUUUGCAUUCCAUGCAUAGGAAAUUGGUAUCCACAAAUGACAGAGGAGCAUAUUGUUCAGGCUUGCCCAGUCUGCCUACAAAACUGCAAUUGUACAUCAUGCUUGCGGAUGGAGGGACGUAUGAAGGCUCGGAUGCGAGAUUGUUUUGUAAUUAGCAGAGAAAAAUAUAUUAAGCAUUCCAAGUAUCUGUUGAUGACUAUACUGCCAUUUCUUAAGCAAUUGAAUCAGGAGCAGAUUAUAGAAAAAGAAGUAGAGGCCAAAUUACAGGGUGUAUCAGCAUCUGAAGUGGAAAUCCAAACGGCAUCUUACGAGAAAUAUGACUGUAUAUUCUGUGACUACUGCAAAGCUUCAAUUGUUGAUUUCCACAGAAGCUGUCCAGAGUGUGCAUAUGAUUUGUGUUUGACUUGCUGUCGGGAAGUUCGUGCUGGAAAUCUGAAGUGCUGUGAAGAUGUGGUAAUAGAAUAUGUUAAUAGGGGUUAUGAUUAUGUAUAUGGUGGAAAAUUUCUUGCUGAAUCAUGUAGUAAAAUUAGAAGAAAUAAAGUUAAUGAUCUAUCAGAGAAAACUAGGGGCACAGGUGUGCCUGCUUGUUUAGAGACUACUUCUGAAAGUGAGUCUCCUGAGCUUCAACCUGACAUAAAUAAGGCUGAAUGGAAAGGAAAUGAUAAUGGUAGUUUAAGUUGUCCACCAUCAAAAUAUAAGGGUUGUGGUGGUGCGCUUCUUGAAUUAAAAUCUAUCUUGUCAGAUGGUUGGGUUUCAAAAUUGCUGAAGGAAGCGGAGCUAGCAGUUACAAACCUGGAAAAUGACAAAUUACCCCAUACUUCAAAUGGUUGCUCGUGUUCUGGUUCUGUGCAUGGUGGUGAAUUUGGAAGUAAUUUGCGCAAAUGCGCUGCAAGAGAAAGUGGGAAUGACAAUAAUCUCUAUUGUCCAGAUGCCAGGGAUAUUCAACAUGGAGAUCUGGAACACUUUCAGUGGCAUUGGGCCCUAGGAGAACCAAUAAUUGUCCGGAGUUCACUUGAGACUACCCCUGGGUUAAGUUGGGAACCUAUGGGCAUCUGGCGUGCUGUGCGUCAAAUUCAUAACAAAAAAUACUCCAAGACAUCAACGUUGUCGGAUGUGAAAGCUAUUGAUUGCUUAAAUUGGCUUGAGGUUGAAGCCAAUCUUCACCAAUUCUUCAAAGGGUAUUCCAAGUGUCAAUUUGAUGAGCUCGAGUGGCCUGUGAUGCUGAAGUUAAAAGGUUCGCUACAUACUAGUAGAUUUGAGAAACAAUUGCCACGCCAUGGUGCUGAAUUUAUUCGUGCAUUACCAUUUAAAGAGUACACACAUCCACGGAAAGGAGUAUUGAAUCUAGCUAACAAAUUUCCCAAGAGAACUUUGAUGCCAAAUAUGGGGCCAAAGACCUACAUAGCUUAUGGAUAUGUUGAAGAAUUGGGUCGUGGAGACUCUGUUACAAAGCUUCAUUGUGAUAUGUCUGAUGUGGUAAAUAUUUUGGUACAUACUGCUGAAGUUGCCGUGCCUAUCCAAAAAUGUAAGGGUAUUUCUAAAUUAAAAGGGCAACAUUUUGCUCAGGACCAAGAAGAAAUCUUUGGUGUUGAAGCCAAAGACAUUGAGAGGGUUGAUGGGUCUGAGAUAAAGAAACUUCAUGAUGAUAGCAGGGUGGUAGAAGGUUCAGAACUUCCUAUUAGAGGUGCUCUUUGGGACAUUUUUCGGAGAGAAGAUGUUCCUAAGCUACAAGAAUAUUUGAGGAGACAUUAUCAGGAAUUCAGACAUAUUCAUUGUAAUCCAUUGAAGCAGGUUAUUCAUCCUAUACAUGAUCAGACAUUUUACCUUACUGAGGAGCAUAAAAGGAAGCUGAAGGAAGAAUAUGGAAUUGAGGCAUGGACAUUUGUUCAAAAUCUUGGAGAAGCAGUCUUUAUUCCAGCUGGCUGUCCUCAUCAAGUUAGAAAUCUGAAGUCAUGUAUAAAAGUCGCACUUGAUUUUGUGUCCCCCGAAAAUGUUGGUGAGUGCAUCCGCCUGGCUGGAGAGCUCCGAAUUCUGCCUCAAAAUCACAUGGCUAAGGUGGAUAAGUUGGAGGUGAAGAAAAUGAUUCUUUAUGCUGUAAAGAAGGCUAUUAGUAGCUUGAAGCCUGAAGAACAAAACGAUUGGUCAGACACUUCUUCAGAUACUGAACCUGAGCCCGCCUGAGUCAGAUUCAGAUGACUAGUAACUUUAUAAACAGAUCUGCAUUUAAAGGGUAUUUUCUGGUUAGUCACCUAAAAAGGCUUCUGUUCUGUAGUAUAAAUAUCAUAUGCUGAUGAAAUAUUUGAGCACAGUCUAACUGUGUAAGUUAACCCUGCCCAAGAUUGGGGCAUUAUGUGAAACUGAUAGUACAUAUCUAACCUCAUAAAGGUGGGGAAAUUAUCACUUUGUUCUUUUAUGUCAUUACUAAUAUUGGGAGCAGAAGCUUAAUCUAAUGUUAUUCUUUUCA
Messenger RNA from Chenopodium quinoa (quinoa), 3141 nucleotides. Its product is annotated as lysine-specific demethylase JMJ25-like. Lineage: Eukaryota; Viridiplantae; Streptophyta; Magnoliopsida; Caryophyllales; Amaranthaceae. The transcript is spliced from 13 exons. Gene Ontology annotation, molecular function: transcription coregulator activity; histone H3K9 demethylase activity; chromatin DNA binding. Bases 321 to 2858 code for a protein of 845 amino acids. Gene Ontology annotation, biological process: regulation of transcription by RNA polymerase II. Gene Ontology annotation, cellular component: chromatin; histone deacetylase complex. The record is from RefSeq and is a predicted model, not a curated record.